This is a messenger RNA of Labrus mixtus (cuckoo wrasse), 1433 nucleotides long. RefSeq names its product FKBP prolyl isomerase 6 (gene fkbp6). Bases 185 to 1165 code for a protein of 326 amino acids. The record is from RefSeq and is a predicted model, not a curated record. Lineage: Eukaryota; Metazoa; Chordata; Actinopteri; Labriformes; Labridae. The transcript has 9 exons. Gene Ontology annotation, molecular function: peptidyl-prolyl cis-trans isomerase activity; protein binding.
CACACUGCUUGCCAUAGCAGUGUUUUCUGGCCGCCCACGUUGCCUCACUCGUCAUCAAAGUCAACUAUCUGACUUUCAAUUGAGCGACACAAACUGUGCGCCAAAAAAAAAAUCGAAAGGCAACAUAUUUAAUUUCAGUUACCGUACAAGAAAAUAAAACGGUCGUGUACGUCAAAAAAAAAAAAUGUCUGGAAACGGGUUGAUAUCCAGCAUCAGGAGGUUAAUACACGCCGACGAGCGGCUGGGCGCUCCGAGUCCUUUUGAACAGCUUCGACAGCAGAUGGAGGAUGUUUUGGGAGACGGAGGGAUCCUUAAAGAAGUGAUCCAGCAUGGAGAUGGCCCACCAGUUCCCCGCAAUGCUUCAGUAUUGAUCCAUUACUCUGGUUUUCUGGAGUAUUCCGACCACCCUUUUGAAACUACCACGCACCUCAAGUACCCCCAGAUGAUGAAGCUAGGGAGAGAUGUGACACUGGCGGGCCUGGAGCUGGGUCUGUUGACCAUGAAGAAAGGGGAGUUCUCUCGUUUCCUCUUCCAGCCUCAGUAUGCAUACGGGGACAUGGGCUGUCCCCCCUUCAUUCCCACCGCUGCCACAGUUCUGUAUGAGGUUCAUAUCCUCGAUUUCCUCGACUCAGGACAAGUGGACGACUUCAUUUCAAUGAGUCCAGAGGAGCAGAACACAGUGCCUCUGUCCACUCUUCUUGAAGUUGUCAACACUGUCCGCAGUUUUGGCAACCGUUACUUCAACAUGAGACGCUACGACAAUGCCAAAGAUCGCUAUAAACAGGGAAUGAUGCUGCUGGGGAACAGGGACGCACAGAGCGAUGCAGAGACGGAGAGGAUAGAUAAAGCUCUGCUUCUUUUCUAUCUGAACCUUUCUCUCACUGAGCUUCGCUUGGACAGCCCCCACAAAGCCCUGAAAUACGGCAACAAAGCCCUGGAGAUAGACUCCAACAACACAAAGGCUCUUUUCCGAUGUGGACAGGCGUAUCUGGAGCUGCAUGAGUACGACAGCGCUCAGGAUUGCCUCAUUACUGCCCAAGCAAAGAAACCCUUUGACAGUGAUAUCAACAACCUGCUGAGGAAAGUGGCAACGUGCUACAAAGAAAGCUUGGACAAACAAAAGGACUUGUACUCUAAGAUGUUCAGACACCUGAGGAGUAAGUGAAGCUGCAAAUAUGAGUAAAAAGAUAAAGGAGAAAAGAGCAUGUUUCUCUCAAUGUUAAUCCUUUGGCGUUUUUGCAAUGUGAUGAGAGGAAUAAUGUAAAAAAAAAAAAGAGUUCUUUAAAAUUGGUUCGAGGUUUUGGUAAUAAUGACACUCAGCAGUUGUGUUUUUGUUUGGAGAUGCUUUGCAGAUUUGCAUUAACAGUGUUGGAUAUUGACACAGGGUCACAUCACUUUGGUAAUGAAAAUAAAAAAAGAUGGUACACUUUCAA